This is a messenger RNA of Perca flavescens (yellow perch), 3362 nucleotides long. It is a transcript of the gene tnpo2b, whose product is annotated as transportin 2b. The transcript has 24 exons. The record is from RefSeq and is a predicted model, not a curated record. Gene Ontology annotation, molecular function: small GTPase binding. Gene Ontology annotation, biological process: protein import into nucleus. Bases 208 to 2913 code for a protein of 901 amino acids. NCBI's taxonomy places the organism in Eukaryota, Metazoa, Chordata, Actinopteri, Perciformes, Percidae.
CCGAACACGAUCAAACUGAUCACCCGGCUUGAAUGCAAGGCAUGCAAUCUCUGUCACAUACCAGCUAGCAUAGCAACGACACAGAUCCACAGAGAGUUUGUAUUUAGCUGCACAGAUCGCGGUCAUAUUGUAUUUAAUGUUAGUCGUCACAGCGUAACUGCACUAUAAUCUAUAGAAAUAUAGAUCUACCACAUCGGAGUGACCAGGAUGGAGUGGCAGCCAGAUGAACAGGGUCUGCAGCAAGUGCUUCAGCUACUCAAGGACUCCCAGUCCCCAGACACAGCAACACAGAGAGCUGUGCAAGAAAAACUGGAGCAGCUUAAUCAGUUUCCAGAUUUCAACAACUAUCUCAUCUUUGUCCUCACAAGCCUCAAAUCUGAGGACGAGCCCACUCGCUCUCUGAGCGGUCUCAUACUGAAGAACAAUGUUAAGGCUCACUACCAGAACUUCCCUCCCACUGUGGCUGACUUCAUCAAACGAGAAUGCCUCAACAACAUCGGAGAUCCUUCACCGCUUAUUAGAGCUACGAUCGGCAUCCUGAUCACGACCAUUGCCUCUAAAGGAGAGUUGCAGACCUGGCCAGAACUGUUGCCUCAGCUUUGUAAUCUGCUCAACUCGGACGACUAUAACACCUGCGAGGGUUCUUUUGGAGCAUUGCAGAAGAUCUGCGAGGAUUCAUCAGAGUUGUUGGAUAGCGAUGCGCUGAACAGACCUCUCAACAUCAUGAUCCCCAAAUUCCUACAGUUUUUUAAGCACUGCAGCCCCAAGAUCAGGUCCCAUGCUAUAGCGUGUGUAAACCAGUUCAUCAUUGGUCGAGCUCAGGCUCUGAUGGAUAACAUUGACACCUUCAUUGAGAGUUUGUUUGCACUGGCCGGUGACGAGGACAGUGAAGUGCGGAAGAACGUGUGCAGGGCUCUGGUUAUGCUGCUGGAAGUCCGCAUUGACCGCCUCAUCCCACACAUGCACAGCAUUAUCCAGUACAUGCUGCAGCGGACCCAGGACCCAGAUGAGAACGUGGCUCUGGAGGCCUGUGAGUUCUGGCUGACUCUGGCUGAACAGCCCAUCUGCAAAGAGGCCCUGUCCGGGCACUUGGUCCAGCUGAUCCCUAUCCUGGUGAAUGGGAUGAAAUACUCUGAGAUUGACAUUAUUCUUCUAAAGGGCGACGUUGAAGAGGAUGAGGCAGUUCCUGACAGCGAGCAAGACAUCAAACCUCGCUUCCACAAGUCCCGCACCGUCACUCUGCAGCAUGAAGGAGGGGAGGGCGAGGAGGGGGAGGACAUCGAUGAAGACGAGGACGACGAUGAUGACACACUCUCUGACUGGAACCUACGGAAGUGUUCGGCCGCGGCUCUGGACGUUCUUGCCAACGUGUUUCGUGAGGAGUUGCUUCCCCAUCUCCUGCCCCUGCUCAAAGGACUGCUGUUCCACCCUGACUGGGUCAUUAAGGAGUCUGGCAUCCUAGUGCUGGGAGCUAUCGCUGAGGGUUGCAUGCAAGGCAUGGUACCUUACUUGCCUGAGCUCAUCCCCCACCUCAUCCUGUGUUUGUGCGACAAGAAGGCCCUGGUCCGCUCCAUCGCCUGCUGGACCCUCAGCCGCUACGCCCACUGGGUGGUCAGCCAGCCCCCUGACGCUCACCUCAAACCCCUCAUGACUGAGCUGCUCAAACGCAUCCUGGAUGGCAACAAGAGGGUACAGGAAGCAGCAUGCAGCGCGUUUGCCACCCUGGAGGAGGAGGCGUGCACGGAGCUGGUGCCUUACCUGAGCUUCAUCCUGGACACGCUGGUUUUUGCUUUUGGGAAGUACCAGCACAAGAACCUGCUCAUCCUCUACGAUGCUAUAGGAACACUGGCGGACUCUGUGGGACACCAUCUCAACCAGCCUGAGUACAUAGAGAAGCUGAUGCCUCCGCUGAUAGCCAAGUGGAACGAGCUAAAGGACGAAGACAAAGAUCUCUUCCCUCUGCUUGAGUGUCUGUCAUCUGUUGCCACGGCGCUGCAGAGCGGCUUCCUCCCCUACUGCGAGCCUGUCUACCAGCGCUGUGUCACCCUGGUCCAGAAGACACUGGCUCAAGCCAUGGUGAGCCCCACUCACAUGCACACGGACUUUGCAGAGAUGUACAGUCAGCAGCCAGACCAGUACGAAGCACCCGACAAGGACUUCAUGAUCGUGGCAUUGGAUCUUUUAAGUGGCUUAGCUGAGGGACUGGGGGGCCACGUGGACACGCUUGUGGCCCGCAGUAACAUCAUGACGCUGCUUUUCCAGUGCAUGCAGGAUACGAUGCCUGAAGUAAGACAGAGUUCAUUUGCUCUACUGGGUGACUUGACCAAGGCUUGCUUCCCUCAUGUUAAACCGUGUAUUGCUGAAUUCAUGCCAAUCCUCGGGACAAAUCUGAACCCGGAGUUCAUCUCUGUCUGCAACAAUGCUACCUGGGCCAUAGGAGAGAUCUGUAUGCAGAUGGGAGUGGAGAUGCAGCCGUACAUCGCUAUGGUUCUAAACCAGCUGGUUGAGAUUAUUAAUCGACCCAACACCCCCAAGACCCUGCUGGAGAACACCGCAAUCACCAUCGGACGACUGGGCUACGUGUGUCCUCAGGAGGUCGCGCCCAUGCUGCCGCAGUUUAUCCGGCCCUGGUGUACGUCUCUGCGGAACAUCAGAGACAACGAGGAAAAAGACUCUGCCUUCCGUGGGAUUUGCAUGAUGAUCGGUGUGAACCCAGGAGGCGUGGUGCAGGACUUCAUCUUCUUCUGUGACGCAGUGGCCUCCUGGGUGAAUCCUAAGGAUGAUUUGAGAGACAUGUUCUAUAAGAUCCUGCACGGUUUUAAGGAACAGGUUGGGGAGGAGAACUGGCAGCAGUUCUCAGAGCAGUUCCCCCCACUGCUGAAGGAGAGACUGGCAGCCUGCUAUGGUGUUUAGAUACUCUACACCCACCCAAGAGAGUGCUGCUUCACAGAGCUAUCCAUCUAUCAGACAUAUUCCUGUCACAUAUUCUACGAGAGAGAGAAAGAGAGAGAGCAAGAGAGAGAGAGACUUUCCUCGUGGCGUCACAGAAACCGUUCCUCUAGGAAGGGAGGAUUAGGGCUAACAUUUGUUUUCUCACCAGAGAGGAGGAAAUCGUAGAAAGACAAAAUCACACCCUCAGUUGUCCUCUUUGAGGUUUUGUGUGUGUAAAUGCGAGUGUGUCUGUGUGUGUGCAUGUGCAGUUUGUAAAUCCUCACUUCGGCAUUCUAUGUUAACAGUGUGUGAAAUAUGUAUUGUUUUGACAUGGUACCGAGUUAAAACUUGACUCCCACUGCAAUGUCCUUGGCACCUGUUAACUGUGUGUGUGUGUGUGUGUGUGUGUGUGUGUGUGUGUGUGUGUGUGU